This is a messenger RNA of Oikopleura dioica, 1686 nucleotides long. NCBI's taxonomy places the organism in Eukaryota, Metazoa, Chordata, Appendicularia, Copelata, Oikopleuridae. The record is from the annotation of a GenBank genome assembly.
AUGAGAAACACGAAUCUCACAUAUUUCAUUUUCGGCGCAUUGACCUAUCAAGUUUUCUUUAUUUUUUUCAAGAGCGCCUUAUUCGAUGCUGAGCCAAAAUUUUUAAGAGAGAAUGCUGCUGUUAGAAAAAACAUUCCCUGUCCACAGAAACAAGCAGUUCACGCCAGGCAUAAAAGAGAAACUGAAGAAGAAUCGAAGACGAUCAAAUUGGCAAAGCUCGACCCAAUUGAUUUUUCCGAAUACGCGCUGAAGCGAGCUAGAGUCAAGUUCUACCUCGAACGAGCUUACAACCCAAGAAAUGAAUCAAACGGAAAAUGGUACGGAACAAAACCCUUGUUUCUUCGAGAAGAGUGCCGCUGCAAUCGUCCGGAAAAUUUCGGCAAAUCUUACAACUACCAGCGAAUGUUUUCAGAAGAAAUAAAUCAAAAAUAUACGACAGAAAAUGAAAUACGAAAAGAGCAAUAUUCAAAUUUCCUGAAAGACAAUCGUUUCUCCGAAAUGGCAUAUCCGAUGAUUCGUCGAACUCCUUUCAACCCGAUCGAAGUGCCGGUUUUUGGCCUGACUGUUCAUCCUUACGAAUCGAUCAUCAUUCCAAUAAAAUUUCAUUUGGAAGAGAGCGAAAUGAUCCAGUUUGAUGUCGACUGCAGAUUUUGCGUUUGGGGAUUUGAUCCUGCCAGGCGAUGGAGAAAUGUGACUGAUGCGAAUAAAUUGACGAAGAAAAUCAGGCUUUUUGUUGAAGAGUACGACGCGAGGCCUUUGAUUGAUAUUGUCGUUGUGACGAUGAAGAGACAACUGACGGGGGAAGAAUUUGAAGCGAGAUUUCCAGUGACGUAUAAAACGAUGCCAAUGCCAAUUCUCACCACCAGAAGCACCAAUAAAUUCCACGAUAUGGUUACAAUCGUGACAAAAACUUUCAUGCGCUACCCCUGCCUUGAACGUCUUCUCGAUUCGAUAAACAAAUUUUACCCAGGGACUCAAGUAAUCGUCGCUGAUGAUACUCCAACAGAGCAUUACAAGAAGCUAGAUACGUUCAAAUAUCCAUUUGUCAAGCAACACAAAAUGCCUGCUAAUGCCGGCUUUUUUGCUGGAAGAGCUUUAGCGAUUUCGCAAGUCAUGACUGAAUAUUUUAUCACCAUGGAUGACGACUUUUUGGUAACAGAGGAAACGAAACUUGAAGAGCUCUUGAAAAUUAUCGAUGAAAGUGGCUACGAUAUAAUUGGAGGCGGAGUAGCAAGAAACAACGACGAAAAACAAACUUGGGACAAGAUGGGAAGAUUCGACAUAAAACGCGAUGAAUAUGGGUUUUGCUACUAUCGAGGUGCUUUUCAAAUCAGACCACCUCCAAGUCUCCCGGGUUGUCGAACGAGGGACAUUGUGAAAAAUUACUUUAUCGGUCGAGUUGCUACGACGGGGACAGUAAGAAUGGAUCCGCAUUUUGCCAGAACAGGACAUAAGGAGUUCUUUUUGGAUGCGCUUGGAGAACUGAGAAUCGCUAGUUGUGAUGGCGUUGCUCCUGUUCUCCACGAUCCGGAAGGAUGCGAUGGUCGAUCAGAAGAAUACAGCAAGUUUCGAUUCCCCGAAAGAUCAGAAGAAGAGCAGACCGAAUAUCGCUUUCAAAACGACAAACUGUGGUACCAUAGAAACUAUCUCAAAUGCUAUCAAGAACAGUAUCCCUCAACAAUUUAA